CGAGGGCGUUUUCGUAACUUUCACCGGACGCGGCUACAAAUAACUCGAGCUUCUCCGUCAUCUUCUCUCUCCCUUCCCUCUCUCUCUCUCUCAUCUCGAAGAAUAUCUAGGGUUUCGGAUCUCAGAUUCUUAUAUUCUCGAUAUCUUCGAAUAAUAAGAGGAAACGUGUGGAUUAGAUUCGCAUUUUAUUCAUUGAUAUAUAUAUAUAUAUAUAUAAAGGGAUCGAUUGGAGAUUUUCAAUUUCUAGGGAUUUGUUUUUGGUGAGAGGAUUUGGGGGUUAUGAGGUUGGACGAAGAUUAUUGGAGUGACGAUGAUGAUGAUAAUGAGAGAUUUUCUCAGCAGAAGAUUGUGGUUGGCUACGCUUUGACCUCGAAGAAGAUCAAGAGCUUCUUGCAACCGAAGCUUGAAGGAUUCGCUAGAAAAAAGGGGAUUCUAUUUGUUGAAAUUGACCCACAUCGUCCUCUUUCAGACCAAGGUCCUUUUGAUAUUGUUCUACACAAGCUGACAGGAAAAGAGUGGCGUCAAAUUCUGGAGGAUUACUGGGAAAAACAUCCUGAAGUGACUGUCCUUGAUCCUCCUGAUGCCAUACAACAUCUACUUAAUCGCCAAUCAAUGCUUCAGGAUGUAGCUGAUCUGAAUUUGUCCACUAAUCAUGGAGAAGUUUGUGUCCCUAAACAGCUGGUCAUCACCAAAGAUCCAUUAUCAAUCCCAGAUGCAGUGACUGACGCUGGAUUAGCAUUACCUUUAGUUGUCAAGCCACUGGUGGUAGAUGGGAGUGCAAGAUCACAUGAAUUAUCCUUAGCCUAUGAUCCAUUCUCUUUGUCGAAGCUUGAGCCUCCUCUUGUUCUCCAGGAGUUUGUCAAUCAUGGUGGUGUUCUUUUUAAGGUUUACAUCAUUGGUGAAGCAAUAAGGGUUGUACGUCGUUUUUCUCUUCCUGAUGUCAGCAAGCAUGAACUAUUAAGCAAUGCUGGUGUCUUUAAGUUUCCAAGGGUUUCCUGUGCUGCAGCCUCAGCAGAUGAAGCCGACUUGGACCCUGCCGUUGCUGAGCUUCCUCCUGAACCUUUGCUUGAGAGGCUUGCUAGAGAGCUUCGUCGUCGAUUGGGUCUUCGUCUUUUCAACAUUGAUAUAAUCAGAGAGCAUGGAACAAGGAAUAGAUUCUAUGUCAUUGAUAUCAACUAUUUUCCUGGUUAUGGAAAAGUACCAGGCUAUGAACAAGUAUUUACAGACUUUCUUCUAAGCUUGGCGCAAAGCAAGUAUAAAAGGUGACCGAGCAACAAUCAGAAAACGCUGACCGACUCUAAAAGGAAGAAGGAAAAGUAGCAAAAUCCGGGAAAACUAACUGACUGUCAAAAGUGACUGACCGAUGAUGUCAAGCUGCCAUUACGAUCUUUGGCUGUGUAGACAAAUUGAAGGUCCUCUGUGAUAUGUUGUGCUUCCAUGAUGUAUACAUAAUGUAAGGACGUAAGGUAAGGCUUUUAGAUGCAAAUCCGCGCCCCCAAAAAAAAAAGGGGGCCUUGGUUGAUAACGUAUAUAAACUCUACAUGCGUAAUGUCGAAAUUGGUUGCAUUCAUCAUAAAAUUAGCAAACUUUUUGUCGCCA
Molecule: messenger RNA, 1599 nt
Organism: Asparagus officinalis (garden asparagus)
Lineage: Eukaryota; Viridiplantae; Streptophyta; Magnoliopsida; Asparagales; Asparagaceae
Product: inositol-tetrakisphosphate 1-kinase 3-like
Exons: 10
Coding region: 280-1266 (328 amino acids)
Biological process (GO): inositol trisphosphate metabolic process
Cellular component (GO): cytoplasm
Molecular function (GO): magnesium ion binding; inositol-1,3,4-trisphosphate 6-kinase activity; ATP binding
Source: RefSeq, a predicted model, not a curated record